AUGGAAGAAAUACGACGACGAUCAGAAUCAGUAACUACUGAAUCAAUACAUUCUACAUUGGAUUCUCAUCAGGGAUUCACUCAAGGCGACGAAAGAGAAAAGACAAUAUUGAUCAGCGUUUUAAAACAAACAUUAUUACCAUUUUUUAUUGCUGGAUUGGGACAAAUUUGUAUUGGAUUAUUUUUUGAACGAGCACAACAUUGGUGGUACUUUUUAUAUGUACCUGAAACAUUUAUUCUGGUACCAGCAUUACUUGGUUUAAAAGGCAACCUUGAAAUAACAUAUGCAUCACGAUUUUGUACAUUGAGUAAUGCAGGAAAAGCGAAUAAAACGGAUGAAAUUUUUUUCAUUGCACGAUUUAAUUUAUGCCUUAUUGAAGUGCAAGCAAUUGUUUUAUCAUUUUUUGCGGCUUUAUUAAGCAGUGCAAUUAGUUUAAUCAAUUGUAAUUUCAAGCAAUCUCAUGCAAUAGUGGUACUUUCAAGUGGUAUUUAUACAGCAUCAUUAUCCUCAUUUUUUGUUGGUUUCCUAAUGAUAACAAUUGUUGUUUCCACUCGUCGAUAUGGUAUUGAUCCUGAUAAUAUUGCUGCCCCGCUUACAGCAACUUCCAGUGAUUUUAUCACAUUAAUUAUGCUGAUUGGUAUAGGUAUGUUAAUGGUUAACAUAUAUAUCCACAAAUUAUACAUUCUCAAUAUUGUACUGAUGAUAUUUGUAAUUUGUACAACACCAUUUCUCACUUAUUAUAUUGUAAAGGAACCACGUACGAGACUUAUUCUAAGGGAUAGUUGGUUUGCUGUCACAGCAGCUAUUGUUGUUGGAUGCUGCAGUGGCUUAUUACUUCAAUCAGCAAUUGUUGUUUUUCCUGGUAUUGCUGCGCUUCAUCCACUUAUUACAGGACUUGCUGGUAAUCGAGUAAGUGUACAGUCUAGUCGUCUUGCUACAGCAUUACAUCUAUCAGAAUAUUCGCUUGGUAAAUUUCCGGCUGGUACAACUAUAUGGACUUUCGUGAACCCAUUACGUUUCUUCUGUUUACGUCGUAAGUAUUGA
Loa loa (African eye worm) is the source of this 1044-nucleotide messenger RNA. RefSeq lists its product as hypothetical. Gene Ontology annotation, biological process: monoatomic cation transport. Gene Ontology annotation, molecular function: monoatomic cation transmembrane transporter activity. Gene Ontology annotation, cellular component: plasma membrane. Bases 1 to 1044 code for a protein of 347 amino acids. The record is from RefSeq and is a predicted model, not a curated record. NCBI's taxonomy places the organism in Eukaryota, Metazoa, Nematoda, Chromadorea, Rhabditida, Onchocercidae. The transcript is spliced from 8 exons.